Plasmodium malariae is the source of this 2703-nucleotide messenger RNA. Its product is annotated as conserved Plasmodium protein, unknown function. Lineage: Eukaryota; Apicomplexa; Aconoidasida; Haemosporida; Plasmodiidae. Bases 1 to 2703 code for a protein of 900 amino acids. The record is from RefSeq and is a predicted model, not a curated record. The transcript is spliced from 2 exons.
AUGAACACAACGGAUGAAAUAAAUAAUGAAGAAAAAAGAGUAUGUCAUCAUAACUUGAGAAAAAAUAGAAAACCACGUAGUUACGACUUUGAAUACUAUGAAGAGUCGUUAAAUAAGCCACGAGGUAAAAAAAGAGGAAGAAAGAGGGGAAGGAAACCAAAAAACGUGCUAUAUGCAAUUAAUAAAAACUUGAACACAACUAAUGUUGUAAGAGUUAAAAGGCCUUAUAUUAGGAGGAAACCAAAAGGAAAUAAUGUAUGUGCAAAUGAUGAUAUAGAAAAAAAUAAAAGUAAUAAUUAUCUUUUAGAAAAAUAUGAUAACCCAUUAGAGAAAACCACGAAUGUUGAACAAGUACGCACAAAAGGUAGAAAAAGAAAGAAUUUUAAUAUAGACAAAAAUAUGCAUUUAUUUAAUUCAAAUGUUCCUCUAAGAAAUAAUAACAUUAAAAUUGAUAGAAUAUGUGAAUACCUUUCUUACAAAACAAAUACAACGUGGAAAUACAUGGGUUCUACUGUCAAAUUUAGGUUGAUCAAUGAUCAACAAGAAAAAUAUAUUUUUUUAAAAAAUAUGAAAAAGCACAUUAUAUUCGAAAUAAUUAAAAUUGCUAUGUUUGCAUUACUCAAAGUUAAUUUAAAUGAUAAUAAUAUUUAUACCUUACAUUUACAAGGAAAAAAAAAACAAGCACAAGAAGAUUAUACUAAUCAGAUGAAUUUUUCCACAAGUAAUCGCAGAUGCUUAAAUGAAAAUAACAUCGACAGUGGCACAUAUAGAAGUAAUGUUAAUAAUGGGAAGAAUAAUAGUAGUGAGAUGAGUAAUAAUAGUGAGAAGAAUAAUAGGAAUAAGAAGAAGAAUAAUAGUGAAGGUACGAACAUGGUUCAUAUUAAGAGCAAUUUUUGUAAUAACCUUAAUAACAACAAUAGUAAUAGUUACUAUAGCUACCAUUUUCCUAAUAAAGAUAGGGCGAAUAAUAAUAAUAGUAAUAAUAAUAAUAAUAGUAAUAAUAAUAAUAAUAUAAUAAUAAUAAUAAUAAUAAUAAUAAUAAUAAUAAUAAUAAAUAAUUACUAUCGUAACAAAGAAAACUUAUUAAAAAACGAUUUAUCGGAAGAAAAGGCAAAUUUUAAUUUAAAGUCUUCUUAUUAUUAUGAUGCAUUAAUAGACAUAAAUAAAAGACUAGAAGAGAAAAAUGAUAUAUUAAAUCAAGGUGUAACGGUUUCGGAAAUUUUAGAUUUCGUAAAAGAAAAGUAUGAAAAAUAUUAUGAAAAUGUAAAGCAAUACAUUGUAAGUACAUUAAAUAUUUACUGUGCUUUAAACAUAUUUAAAUUAAUUAGAAGAGGAAGAUAUGCAAUAUGUAGAUAUGAUAAUUUUAAUAUAUUUAAAGUAAAAUAUUUUAAAAAAUACUAUAAGUUUUUUUAUAAUUUAAAAGGAGAGGAAGAAAUUUUAAUGAAUGUGAAGAAUUACUUGAAAUCAUUUUAUUAUGAUAAAACUCAGAAUGAGCCUAAUACUAUUAUGUCAAAUGAAAAUGUAAGAAAUAACGUACAUUUUAAGGUAAAUAAGAUGAAUGAGGAAGGGAGUAAUAAAAUGAACCAAGAAAAACAAAAAUUUAAACAAAAAAAAAAAAAGCACUCUGAUGAAUUCGAAACAAGUACACAUAAAGAUAUUCUGUGUGAACAAGAAUAUGUAAUCACAAAUGACAAAAUCGUUACUUUUGAAAAUAAACUAAAUGCCAAAGAUGAAAAAGGACCAAAUGGUAAGCAUGAAAAUGAUGCUAAUGAUAUAUUUGAAGCGAACAAGGAUGAUAGUACAAAAAUGGAGCUUAAAAAUAGUUAUAUAUUUUCAUUUAAUAAUAUAAAGAUGAAUGAAGAAUAUAAGGAAUGUGGUCAGGAAAAGACGAGGGCAUUGUGUGAGGUAAGUAAUGAUGACCCACAGAAGCAAAACCAAGAAUGUCAACAAAAUGAAGAGUUAAAUGUAAUUGUUACAAACAAUAUGAAUAAAUACGUAAAUGAAGAUUUAGAGGAUUAUUAUGAUGGAAAAAUAAAAAAUGUUUUCAUUGAUCUAAACAAAAUUAAUAUAAAAUGUAUUAAGGUUGUUUAUGGAAUGAAACAUUUUUUUUGUUCCUAUGAUACGAAAGAAACAAAUGAUGAAAAUUUUGAAAUUAUAAAAGUGCAAAAAAAAUAUGAUGUUUUUAGAAGAUCAAAUCUGGUAAACAUGAAUCUAAGGUAUAAUUUCUUAUAUAACUCAAAAAGAUUAUUUAACUAUAACACUGAUGAUAAUAAUAAUAAUAACAGUAAUGCUAAUAACGGUGAGUAUACUUUAAAUAGCACAAAAAAUGUUAUAUUAAGAAGCAGUAAUAAUGUAAAUAUGAGUAAAGACGAACAAACACAAAAACAGCCACAGUAUGGAAAACAGAAAAAGAAAAACAAUGAAGAUGAUAUAACGAGGCAUGAAAAAUACAAUUAUAUUAAUUUUAAUUUAGGGUACAAAACUCUAAGAAAAAAAAUGAUUUGCAUAAGACAUUAUAUAAGUACAAACAAAAGAGAGGAAAAAGUAUUAAAACCAAAGAUUGAAUCUAAAGUAAAGGAUAAACCUCCAGCAAUAUCAAAUGAUAGCUUAAUGAAAACUUGUUCAAUAAAUUCUAACCUAUCGAACGUCGUAAGUGUUGAUGGACUCUCCUCUAUGAACUUUGAAAGUCACUGUUCUCAGUGA